UGCUGCUGUCAGUAGUCCAAGGUGCUGUGGGAGUUGGCGGACAGUCCAAACCAGUCCUCCCAUCGAACUCUAAUAACCAGAAACGAACGUGAUGACGUAACGAAAGGGGGCGUCGUGUUCUCCCACUGUUUGUUGCUGCUGUGUGUUUAAGACUACCCUGGUCUAGUAAGGUAGUCCUUUUGAAACGACGACAACAAAGCACACUCAAACAGAAGCUGACACAGCUUCGCAUUGCAUGUUUCCAAGACGGGGUGACAUCAGGAAACAGAUCAGUCUGAAGGUGGAGAGGGGCUGUAAGCAGACCCAUGGCUGCCGCGCUUCACCCAGAGUGCCCCCUCAGGGACUCGCUUUCCUGGGAUGAAACGGACUGUCUGAACUACUACGGGAUGUUGUCCCUCCAUCAGGUCUUUGAAGUAGUUGGUUGUCAGCUGACAGAGACUGACAUUGAAGUGUUGUCAUUCCUUCUGGAUGAAACCUGUCCUGCGACACACAUUCUUGACCCAGCAGAUUGGACAGUUGAGCCCUGUGGAAACGACCCAGAUGACUUGGGCGUUUCCCCGAGUCCUGAGCUGUUAAAGGCCUGGAUGCGGUUACAGCCUCAGGGCUCCCAGCGUCCCUUGAAGGCCUCAUUUAAGCCCAAGAGCGGUCUUGAGCUGUUGUUGGAGCUGGAGAGGCGGGGGUACCUCAGCGAUGGCAACCUGGAGCCACUACUGCAACUACUUAGAGUCCUCACUCGUCACGACCUGCUGCCUUUAGUGUCCCAUAAAAGAAGGAGGACAGUAUCUCCAGAGAGAAUUGAACAGAGGUAUGGAAUAGGGAACAGACAGUUGGUGCGCGUCUCUGGAAUGCUGCAAAGCAACAGACAGACAGAAACACUUCUUCCAUAUUUCGCACAGCAAUUGAGAACUGGUAAUAAUCCUUCUAUGCCUGAGACAUCUGCUAGGAGGAGGAGGAAGAAGAGGGGAAAUGGCUGGAGCCGCAGGCCCAAGAAAACAAGCAGACAGGGCCCUCCACUGCCUCCACUACCACCACCACCACGACUGCACAAAGCGUACUGCAAUGUCCGCCUUCGUGUCCGGGCCGAAUACCUGGAUCAUGAUUCGGCCCUCCGUAACGGUGUCUCAUCGGACAAACUGCAGCCCCUGGAGCGGCAGUUUGAGUUGUUCAGCAGAGCCAACUCGCUGCUUCUUAACAGAGACCUGGGUUCCAUCGUCUGCGAAAUCAAAUUCACAGAUCUGGAAAACCUCGAGGCCUUCUGGGGUGACUACCUGAGCGGAGCCCUGCUGGAGGCCCUGAAGGGAGUCUUCAUCACUGACUCCCUGAGGAUGGCAGCAGGCAGAGAGGGCGUUCGCCUGCUGAUCAGUGUGGACCAGGAUGACUAUGAGGAGGGCCGACUGCGGCUGAGAGCUAGGAGAAUGUCGUUAUCUAGUAAUGGUUGGCGCUCAGAGACUCCCUGGGCCGUAUAGGCUGAUAAGACUCUUUGGGGUGUAGUAUAUUCACUUUGCAGAAUGGAGUAGUUGUUAAUCUUAUUGAAGGUUAUGGUAACUUGGUAAGGCCUCCUUUUGUAGUGCAAUUAAUAUAAUAACCACUAGAUGGCAGCUCUCACCAUUGGUUGUUUAUGUUCAUAGCUGGCCUUACUCUUUCAGAAUUGUCUGUUUUUCGGUGAAAUGUAACCUUUUUUUGUGAAAGAAAACUGAAUGAUAACCAAUCAAUGUGCUUUCCCUUGGGAUUCAUGCACUGGUGCUAUUGUGUAGGACAACAGGAUGAAACAGGAUGUAUCAAGAUUUUUCUUCUCAGUCUCAGUGAGAACAGCAGAAAGCAAGUCUGUGCCAAAAGAAAUGGUGAGCUCCUCAUAACAUUAUCAAUCUUAAAUAGAUAAGGUUAAGACAACUGAUGCGCCACAAGUGAUAGAAAAUAACUCAAUAACUACAUAGUGUUGACACCUUUGCGUGGCUACAGUCAAGCUUGGAGACUACACACACACAGACAUGCAUGGACACAGAUUAAAUGGGCUGCAGUCGAAACUUGUCAUCAAGCAUUUGUCCACAUUUUUGUCAACAUUUAUGCGUAGAUGGCGGGCUUUCAGAUUCCAAAACGGCUCUUGAAGCUCUCAAAGAAAGCAGACCCUGUUACCCAACUAAACAUGCUUCACUGUUUGGUAUUCAUUAGUUGGUUGAACCUGCAGAAUAAUUCAAAUAUUAACUGGCACUUUUUCUUUAUGAAGCAUGUGAAGAAAAGUUUCUUUGUCGUUUUAGUAUGUGAGAGAACUGAGCCCAGAUGGAAAAGUGGACUUCUCUCAGUACAGAUUGACCUUUGUGUCCAACUUUGGAGAGCCUAUAGCCCACGCAUAUACACCUAGAUAACAAACACUGGGAUCCUCGGCACUGUGUGCCACGAUAACCCGGCUUGUGAUUGCCGUGGUCAGUGGAUACGGCAGUUGCCAGUAGAUGACAGCAGUGAUUAGGGCUAGGCCUCAGCAGACCAUGGAAGAUUCAUCAUCCCAAGCUUGUCAACAGCCGCCCGGAUAAUACAAUGGUGGCUUGUGUCCGGGCUUCCAGCUAGGCCUCAGCAAGUGCUUCUCUCAGCAAGUAAAGCACAGGACAGUGCGUCGGUCAAUAGAAGUGAUGUUGGGGAGAUCAAAAUCAAAAGUGCACAUCCCAGCUCCACUCAGCCCUGCUAUGUAGGCCCAGUAGAGUGGCUCACGGACAGCUGUCUACUCACCCUGCUGGAACUAAUGCCUGGACUUCGCUCAUAGAAGACGAUCAAUAAGGCCCCUCCUGUAAGUCCCCCCCCCAUACAGGCACGACUUAAGCAGGCAGACUUGCUACUGUCUGAAGUGUAGGGCUCUCUGAAGGGCCAGGCAGAGGGAGGGAUGAUGUCUUAUUAUCAUUAAUAUUAUUACUAUUAUUAUCAUUAUUAUUAUUGAUAUUAUUAUUGCUAUGAUUGUAUUAUUCAUAGGAGCAAAAAGAAUAUUCUAAUUCAGGGGAACAUUUUUAUUUAAAGAACAAUUUGUUUUGGUAUGCCAAUUCUGUUUGUGGAAAUCUUUAUAUAUGAGAUAUUA
Molecule: messenger RNA, 3061 nt
Organism: Anoplopoma fimbria (sablefish)
Lineage: Eukaryota; Metazoa; Chordata; Actinopteri; Perciformes; Anoplopomatidae
Gene: dedd2
Product: death effector domain-containing 1
Exons: 6
Coding region: 306-1466 (386 amino acids)
Biological process (GO): extrinsic apoptotic signaling pathway via death domain receptors; apoptotic process; regulation of apoptotic process
Cellular component (GO): nucleolus
Molecular function (GO): protein binding; DNA binding
Source: RefSeq, a predicted model, not a curated record